GAAAACGAAACAAAAGAACACAUUGCAAAUAAAACAAAAAAAAAAAACCAUUAAACUAACAGUGUGCGCCGCUGAAUUUUACAUCAUCGACAAAUAGUGUUCCGACGUUCCGAAUGCUGCCGAACAACAACUAACUGUUAUUUCGAUCAACAACAAAACAAACAACGUUCAGCGAGCAGACCGCGAGCGGACACAAGGACCCACUCCACUCCACUGCACGCCAAACCAAUCCGACGGCCAACGCCAACGCCAACGCCAAUUUUAACUACUGUUCGGGGCGCCACCAGCGACUAGCGAAGGAUAAUUGAAUCAUAAAGGAAUCGGGAGAGCCGGGGCGCCAAAAAAGCGGAGAGGAGCUGCCCGAAAGUGUGCGUGCCCCGAAAGUUCGGCAGCGGGAAAUGCCAACAAAGCCGAGCAAAUAAUUGCUGUACCCAGAUCGAGCACGGGCCAACAUUACGUACACGGACGGAGAGUGGCAAGCGGAGACUGGCAAGCGGAGAGCGGCAAGCGGAGAGCGAAGGGAGAGAAGCUUGCACAGAGGCCGGCUGCAGGGAAAUGAGUGGCGUCCUGCUUUAAUUAAAGCCGAGCGCGGAGGAGUGCGCGGGACGUGCACGGUGCACGGAGCACGGAGCACACGGAACACACGGAGUGGAGGCAAUUGAAACGCAAUGUGGCUGAUGCCGUGGACCGUGGACAACGCAACAAAGUGGACGAAAUUGCUUUUGGAAGAGCGCGAACGCUUGCAGAACCGCAGACAGGCAGCCGAUACAGCGAUAGAGCGAUAGAGAGAGAGCUAGACAUUAAUUCUGAUUAAAAUUUAUAUAUUUUUUGCCGAGACCCCGAGCAACCCGUACAACGAGCCCCCCAUACAAGCCCCGACCAACGACUGAGCAACAAAAACAAGCAGAAACCAAAAGGAGGAAAGCAGGAAAGCAGGAAGCAAGCUUAAAGUUUUGCAUUCCUGUUGCAGGCAUCUUGUGGCAGGGAAUUCGGUUUUUGCAUGCCGCAAGCGUUGCAGCAGCAGCAGCCACACAUGAACACGCCGCUCUGACGAGAGCCAGCAAGGAGGACGACAAACAGCAUAAUUUCGUCAACUGCAGCCAAGCGGUCGUCUGUCAGCAGCAGUGGCAGUGGCAUCCACAUCCACAUCCACAACAGCUGCAAAACAUAGCCCACCACCACCUUCAUCGGAGGCCCCACAUCACCACCAGGAAGAGGAGGAGCAGCAAAGGCAUUGUCACAUCCAGCAUUCAGCAUUCUUUGUCAUAUCCCCCAUUCAGGAGAAGCCCAGCACGGGAGCAGCAGCGUAGGAGGAGGCAGAGACCACCCCAAAGCCCGCACCAAUGAAUCUGCUCUGCUGCUGCUGUUGCAGUAACAUGGCACCCAACCAGCGCGUCACACGCAAAUGGGAACUGUUUGCCGGACGCAAUAAAUUCUACUGCGAUGGAUUGCUAAUGUCCGCACCGCACACGGGCGUCUUCUACUUGACGUGCAUCCUGAUAACCGGCACCAGUGCGCUCUUCUUUGCGUUCGACUGCCCGUUCCUGGCGGAGCGCAUCAACCCAGUCAUUCCCAUUGUGGGCGCCGUCCUCUACUUCUUCACGAUGAGCUCCCUGCUGCGCACAACCUUCACGGACCCGGGCGUCAUACCGCGUGCCUCCAACGACGAGGCGGCCUAUAUUGAAAAGCAAAUUGAGGUGCCAAACUCGCUGAACAGCCCCACGUACCGCCCGCCGCCGCGCACCAAGGAGGUGCUCGUCAAGGGCCAGACGGUCAAGCUGAAGUACUGCUUCACCUGCAAGAUCUUCCGGCCACCGCGGGCCUCCCACUGCAGCCUGUGCGACAACUGUGUGGACCGCUUCGAUCACCACUGUCCCUGGGUGGGAAACUGCGUGGGAAAGCGGAACUAUCGGUUCUUUUAUUUGUUUCUAGUCUCAUUGGCAUUUUUAGCUGUAUUUAUAUUCUCGUGCUCUGUGACGCAUUUAGUUUUAUUGAUGAAAACCGAGCAAGAGGUCUUCGAAGUAAUAAAGAAGGCGCCCUUCACUGUGAUUGUUGUGUUCAUUUGCUUCUUUUCGAUAUGGUCCGUCAUCGGACUGGCCGGAUUCCACACCUAUCUGACGACGAGCGACCAGACGACCAAUGAGGAUCUCAAGGGAUCCUUCUCAUCGAAGGGCGGGCCGCGCACCCAGAACCCCUACUCGCGGGGCAACAUCUGCCUCAAUUGUUGCCACAUCCUAUGCGGACCCAUGACGCCCUCGAUGAUUGACAGGCGCGGCUUUGCCACCGACGAGUACAUCCAGCAGAUGCAGCAUCAGUCCAGUCCCCGGCACGCCCUCAGCGAUGUGCUGAGCGCCUCCCAUAUGGUCACCACCGCGCAGCCCAUGCUGGGCGGCCCGGGCGGCGGCAUUGGGGGGGCGGGCGGCGGCAUCAGCAUAGGGGGGGCGGAGCUGAAGCCCCGCUUCUACGACGAGUCGAAUCCCUCCUCCUCAACAAUGGACGGAUCAGGGGCCGCCGCAUCAGCCGCCCUCAACGGCCACGGCCUCGGCCAUGGACAUGGACACGGACAUGGCCAUGGCCAUGGCAAUGGCAACGGGAACGGCAACGGGAACGGCUUCGAACACCCGCCACCCAGCUACGACCUGGUCCAGAACGGUAAUUCCAAUAGUCUAGCUCAGCUGGUGGACAACGAGAUUCCCCUAGCCCAGAUGGACAUUCCGGCGUACACGCAGCAGACGGCCACCCAGGCGCGCCAGUUCCGCCACCGGCACCACAAGCAGCGGCAGCUCUCGAACGGAGCCUCGGUCAGCUACGAGAAUCAGCUGGCCACCGCCAGCAGUGAGGACGAGCUGGACGACGCCGAGGUUGUGGUCGUCGGCAGUCCGGAGGUGGUGGCUGCAGUGGCUGCCAUUGCCACCAAUAAGGCGCGGGGUCUGCGGAACCGCAGCGGUAGCUACAGCAAUCUCUUCGACGCGGACUUUGAGGCGGCACUGGUCAACUCCGCCCUGGCUGAAGGGCAGGCAGGAGCGGAGGCAGCUGGUGGCACGGCAACGGGCUCCACCGAUGUCUUCAAGCCCUCGGCUGGUGCUGCAUUGUUGGCUGUCGCCAUGGGCGGUGACCAUGCGCUGGCCAGCUCGGCCUCCAAGACGGAGAACAUGUACAGCAAUGUGCCGCACGUGGCGAGUGCCUCCAACGCAGCGCCCCCAGACGCCGCCCUGCACGUCUACUCGAACAUCAUAGACGAGCGGGCACAGCAGCAUCAGCGAGAGCAGCUUCAGGCCACCACUGUGCUGUCUUCGACGCUCUUGAGCGACGACCUCGAUCUGGACGAUCCAGUGAGUGCCUCCUUUGUGGCCGCUCACUCGCAGCGCAAGUCGAUCGGCGACGGGGCGGAGCAGGCCAAGUCAGCAGAUCGGCUGCGCAUGCUUCACGACACCACGAUGAUCGACACGGCACUGGACCUGGACAGUCUCGACGGCUCCAGCAUGGGCAACAACUCGCAGUCUUGCCUGGUGAAGUCGAACAAGCCGACAGCCAGUGGUUCCAACGUGAACAUAGUCUGAGCCAAUCCUUGCCCUAUGCCCUAUGCCCUGUGCCCUGUGCCCUGUACAUAGGUGUACAAUAGAUAGAUAUAAUCAGUUUUUGGGUCUGUCGAGUAUUACUAAUGUUCCAUUAAACGUGCCUGCCGGGGUUUUUAUUUUAUCAUUUUAACAUUUGCCACUUUCCAUUUGUGUGCUGUGGUGGAUGGGUCGAGGGGCAACACGAGAUAUAUAUGUAUGCAUGUAUUAAUGUAUGAAUGAGAGAAGAUAAACCUAUCAGCAGGCAGCUAAAAUAUUACCUUAACGCGUUACGCAUUCGAAACAGAUAUAUGUACACUUAUACACAUGCAUAUAUUAUACGUACAUAUAUGGUAUAACUAAGCAUUUACACAUAUACUAUGUAUACAUAUGUAUGUAUGUAUGUAUAGCAACACAAAAUGUGGUGAACAAUGUUAACAAUUCAAUGGCAUUAAUGAGAAAAACCAAGAAAAGUAAAGAAAUAAAAAGAGAAGAGAAGAAACCAAUACUAUAUGGGGAGAAACUGUUUAUACAAUACCAAUACACGACGCAAACAUAUAAAUCAAUUAUAAGUACGUACGCGGAUAAAGAUAAAGUUAUACAUACAUGUAUGGUUAGUUAUAGUGUGCGAGUAUCAUUUGUAUAUUUAAGUUUUUACAGCGACCCAAACGAGUCCGCAUCGUUGUUCAGAGUUUAAUGCUAGUUGCGAUAGUGGGAGGAGGGCGAACAAUAAAAACCCCAACAAGAAUACUAUCCUGCAAUAUACAUACAUAUGUACGUGAAGUUAAGUUACGUGAAAAUAUAGGAAGAACGGGGAGGAGCAAAUGUUAACAGCAUAAGAGUUAAAAGCAACAAUGUGGUGUAUUAAAUGUUCAUAAAGUUACCAUUAAGUGUAUUUUCAAGGUGUAAAAUGUUAUAUGACAAAUUAAAUCGAGUUCGAGAGUUCGACAGCUCCAAUGCAUGAGAGGGCAAAAAUGUUAAGCGUAUGUUAUGCGAAACUAACAAAACUACAAUUAUACAAAGAAUAAAAAUUUAUAAAUAGA
Drosophila persimilis is the source of this 4597-nucleotide messenger RNA. RefSeq names its product palmitoyltransferase app (gene app). The transcript is spliced from 11 exons. Gene Ontology annotation, biological process: protein targeting to membrane; peptidyl-L-cysteine S-palmitoylation. The record is from RefSeq and is a predicted model, not a curated record. The coding region runs from base 1344 to 3560 and encodes 738 amino acids. Lineage: Eukaryota; Metazoa; Arthropoda; Insecta; Diptera; Drosophilidae. Gene Ontology annotation, cellular component: Golgi apparatus; endoplasmic reticulum. Gene Ontology annotation, molecular function: protein-cysteine S-palmitoyltransferase activity.